Messenger RNA from Octopus bimaculoides (California two-spot octopus), 3147 nucleotides. RefSeq names its product orexin receptor type 2. Gene Ontology annotation, molecular function: G protein-coupled receptor activity. Gene Ontology annotation, cellular component: membrane. The record is from RefSeq and is a predicted model, not a curated record. Gene Ontology annotation, biological process: G protein-coupled receptor signaling pathway. Lineage: Eukaryota; Metazoa; Mollusca; Cephalopoda; Octopoda; Octopodidae.
AUGGCGGGUGUUCUCUAUUGUCGGAGCUCCGACAACGGAGAGCACUCGCCAUAUUCCACUCAUUGUAUUCCUUGCGCCAAACCGAUUGAACUCCUUUAUACACAGGUACCGCACUACCUUAAUCCGGCCUUGCAAUUGAACCCUUACCUAGCGAAUCCUAUAAUCAAGAGCGAAAUAAUCCCAACAAUAACCAUGUCAUCAUUGGAGAGGAGAAAACGGGAGGGUGAGGACGGAGUGCAGUCGUUCCCGAAUGUGACAGACGUCGGUAAAUACCUAGACGGCCUUAGUACCCAGUCGGCCAAACGAAAUCUUCCUGUUAUCUUAUAUUUGGCUUUCCUGAUGAUUAUUGGUAUUUUUGGAAAUUCCCUCGUUUUGUACGUCUACAGCUACCGCUUUAAGCGAUCAUCUUCUGUAUAUUUUAUCAUAUCUUUGGGAAUAUUUGACUUAUUAGCUUGUGUUAUUGCAAUACCAGUAGAGAUCUAUGAUAUCCAGCAUAAGUAUACUUUUUACAGUCCAAUUGCCUGCACACUGGUACGAUACUGUGGUUCUUUUGUCCAAUAUUCUUCUGUGUAUCUUUUAGUUGGAGUAGCUAUAGAUCGCUACAUCAAGAUAUGCUAUCCUCUCAAAAUGAUAUCACCCAAAAAAAUAAAAUGGAUGUGUGUCGGAGCAACAAUUGCUGGAGUGAUUUCGUCGUCACCAACUUUUUUACUUUAUGGCAUAAAAGAAGAGAAAACUCCUCACCCAGACAUUCGCGGUGGUAAUUGUUCUAUUGCUCAAAAGUAUUACAAAACUCUCUUCGAAAUGAUAUAUUUUUUGCUGAUGUCCGCAACAUUUGUUGCUUGCGUGUUAUUGAUGAUAAUUCUGUACAGUCUCAUAUGGUGUACCGUAAAACGUCGUCGUGGUUCGGUUAUUGGCGAUUCAGUGAGGAAAACUAGUGAGACAGACAGCACCAAACGUAUGUAUUAUAAAAAACAAACGAGUGUCAACAGUGACGAUGAUAACAAUUCUGUCUUUUUACCAAACAACCACAGUAAAUCGUCUAGCAGGCGACUUCGGAGAAGAAUGAGUAGCGUUUCUGCUGUUUUGAAAAAAAUCAAAGUUACCCGUACAACAGUUCUCCUCUUUGCUGUCACCCUUGCUUUUAUUUUGAGUUAUUUUCCAUCAGUCAUUGCUAUGGUUUAUUUGAAGAAAAAAAUCCAUAAAUACGAGUUACUUUACACGUUUUUUGUUAAAUUUUCCUUCAUGAAUAAUGCCAUAAAUCCUAUAAUUUAUAGUUUUUUAAACGUAAACUUUCGAACCGAAUGCAAGGAAUUAUUGAAAAGGUGUUACUGUGGCAAGAUCAAACCUCCUUCAAGACAGACAUCAAUGGAAACAGAAGAAGAUGUGAAAUAAAUAUAAAGAUCUGGGGAAGAUUAGUGGACAAUUGUCUUCGUAUGUACAGCCCCAUGCUAAUAAUGUAACAGUAUAGAAAACGUGUAACAUUUCUAUUAUAUGAAAGCACGGCAUUAAUCUUUCGAUUGUUUUAUUCCUAUGAAAAACAGAUCAUAUCGACGUUGAAAAAGUAAAAUAAGUUCAUUUAUAAGCCACGUGACCCAGUAUAGCCACAACCAAUUGGCAGAAACAGCAAAAGAAUAAGAGUUUGUAUGGAGCGUCACGUCAUUAAGAGAGGAGAUAAAAACAUGCUGACGUGUAAGCCUUUCCCAAGAAUAUUAACAACGUAAGCGAAAGGAAAAUAAUCUAAAUUGGUAUCGAAACAGAACUGCACACACACUUCUACAUCGCGACAUCCAGCAUAAAAAGUACAAUUAUAUAACACGCAUCUAAUUCUAACCAAAUCAAAGUAAAAUAAUCAACAAGAAAAUCUAGCUUUCCGUUUAACAAAUACAUCAACCAACUGCAAUUUUAGUAUGACGACGUGCUUCUGUUAUCAACAGUCAAUAUUUUACUGAGAAUCUUCAAUUUCUGGCCUUUUGUUAUGUCGUGACCUAGCGCUUCUCUCUUCUACAGAUAUUAAAGUGGUAAUAUUUAAUGGUAAUUGAAAGAAAAUUGCAGCAGCACAUCAUGUCUUGGAAUAGAAGGUAGAACCCGUUUUCUGCUUCUGAUUUCCUAUUGUGUGUCUCUCUUUUAAGUGUGACACCAGAUAGUCAAUGUAUCUCUACAUUUCAAGAGCAAAAGACAUCUUGUGGGUAUUAUCUUACGUCAUGUGUAACCACUUCAAGGUUUUGUAUUAAGUACAUUUCUUCAUUCUUAUCUGAGAUAUCACUACGUGCAAUGACCAAUACCUCUCACUUAACAUUCACAAAUAUCAAUGCACUCACAAAAUUUCUCUUAGCAGCAUCAAGCAGGGAGAGAAAAGUAAAAGACUCAUUCAUUAAUCUUAUUCGAAAAUUGAUCAUCGCAAUUAAGAUGUAAUGAGCUCACAGCUACAUAAUAGCGACUAUUAACUAGUCACAAUACUCUGUUCCUGUCAAAAGUAAAUUAAAUUUUAACUAUGGAAUUUUUCUUGGAAGCAGAAUUCAUUUUGAACCAGUAACAAACUCUCAGCACGCAUCCUAAUCUUUUCCAGGAAUAAAACAAAGGUGAGUGUAACUCGCACCGAGUGCUUAUGUGUCAAUUUGAAAUAUACGUUUGCCUGAGCUAUCUCAGAUAAUUAUUUGUUAUUCUUGCUUUAAGGGGAUAAUCCUUCACUGCCAGUUCUUGCCAGCUUUCAGCUUUUAAAAUCAAUCACAAAAUUGUUUCACAUUCACCGAUCACUCUUAAAAUAUUCAUGAACAGAAAGAAAAAUCUUGAUAGAUUUCUUGUUAUACCUCAAAAUUUUUAUCAUUCAAGAUUUCUUAACUUCAUUAAAUCCAGUGUAACAAGAACAAGAAGAAAACAUUGCAUGAAAUGUAGUGUAUGACGAUUACUAACUGUAUAUAACUCCCACCUCCAGUGAUCGUAGCUUCGAUUUGUUGCUCUGCUUCAACUGAAAAGUGACUUUAUUCCCCCAAAAUUCAAUUUCAAUCAUCUAAGAGAUUACAUAUAAACUUCAUUCAAAGUUAAUUUCAUAUCAUGUUAUGUUUGUAAAUCAUACAGUUCCAUUGUAUGUUUAAUAAAAUUUUGUAGCUAUUUUUACCAAAAAAAAGUGAAAUAAAAAGUAAAAACGUU